Molecule: messenger RNA, 1029 nt
Organism: Paramecium tetraurelia
Lineage: Eukaryota; Ciliophora; Oligohymenophorea; Peniculida; Parameciidae
Exons: 4
Biological process (GO): lipid metabolic process
Molecular function (GO): glycerophosphodiester phosphodiesterase activity
Source: RefSeq, a predicted model, not a curated record
AUGCAUUACCUAUUAUUUUUGAUCCCAAUUGUCUUCUCAAGUAUCAGUCCAGCCGAUUACAUUUCAUAAUCUGAUCGACCCAAAAUUGCUGCUCAUCGAGGACUUUGCUCCAUCUUCCCAGAGAAUACGGCCUAAUCAUUUGAAGGUGCUAUGUUCCAAGGAACUGACUUCAUUGAAUUGGAUGUUGUACUCAAUAAGGAAUUGCAGUUAAUAGUGGCACAUGAUACAUUUAUGAAUACUGUUUCCAAUAUUAAAACAUUCCCAGAAUUUGCAUCAAGACAAAGAAAAAGGACAAUAAAUGGAAUGGUUAGAGACGAUUGGUGGCUGAUUGAUUUCUCUCUCGCUGAACUCAAGCGAGUAGGAAUCAAUUAAGUCAGGGGUUCCACAAGACCUAAAAUGUUUGAUGGUCUUUUCACAUAUCCAACCUUAUGGGAGGUCUUGCAAUAGGUCAAAGAUUUCAACAUUCGUACUGCUAAUGAAAGAAACCCUAAUAAAAAGCCAGUAGGAAUACUCUUAGAGAUAAAAGAUUACGAAUAUCAUUUAGAAUAUGCAGGAGUAUCAAUCGUUUAAUAUGUAAUCAGUGAAUUAUCAAAAUUCGGUAUUGGGACCAUUAAAGAUUGCAAGAAUGUUGUUCCCAUUGUCAUUAUGAGUUUCGACAUGAAUGCUGUAAAGGAGACUCGAGAAUUGACAGAUCUUCCAAGAGUGUUUUUGAUGACCGGAUUACAGAAUCAACCAUAUACCUUCUAUGCUGAAGCUACAAAGUAUGCCAACAUCAUUGGAGCUGAUUUAGCAUCGAUUUGGAAUCAAAAGACCUAAAAAAUUCAACCAGAAGUUCAACUCAUCAAAGACAAUUAAAUGAUGGUUUAUGCUUGGACUUUCCAAGAUGAUGCUAGUGGAACUCAAAAGAUGUUCAAUGCAACCAUUGCCAAAGACAUUUACUAUCAAGCAGUCAAGCUGAAUAUCCACGGACUCAUCACAGAGUUUUCAGAUGUAGCAAUUUAGUAUGUCUAAUUAUAUUAAUAUUAAUGA